Messenger RNA from Mus musculus (house mouse), 3204 nucleotides. It is a transcript of the gene Trim14, whose product is annotated as tripartite motif-containing 14. Gene Ontology annotation, biological process: positive regulation of DNA-templated transcription; inflammatory response; innate immune response. Lineage: Eukaryota; Metazoa; Chordata; Mammalia; Rodentia; Muridae. The record is from RefSeq and is marked validated. Bases 62 to 1384 code for a protein of 440 amino acids. Gene Ontology annotation, molecular function: zinc ion binding; molecular adaptor activity; transcription coactivator activity. Gene Ontology annotation, cellular component: cytoplasm; phagocytic vesicle; mitochondrial outer membrane. The transcript has 6 exons.
UCGAUUUCUGCACCAACCCAACCCGACCACACUGCACAGAGAACAGCGGUUGCCACUGAGAAUGGCGAGCGAGACUACCGAGGCGCGGGCGCCCUUUCAGCCCGACGGGGCGUAUGGCUGGCGCUGUCCGGAGCACAGCGAACGCCCGGCUGAGCUCUUCUGUCGCCGCUGCGGCCGCUGUGUGUGCGCGCUCUGCCCGGUUCUGGGUGCGCACCGCGGCCACCCGGUGGGCCUGGCCGAGGAGGAGGCUGUGCGUGUGCAGAAGCUAAUCCAGGACUGUUUAGAGUGUUUGGCAACCAAGAAGAGGCAACAUGCGGACAACAUAGCCCAUUUGGAAGACGCCGGGGAAAGGCUCAAGGUUUACGCAGACUCAAGUAAAGCCUGGCUGACACAGAAAUUCACAGAACUCAGAUUACUCCUGGAUGAAGAGGAAGUACUGGCCAAAAAAUUCAUUGACAAAAGCACACAGCUCACCCUCCAGGUGUACCGGGAGCAAGCCGAGACUUGUGGGAAGCAGAUUGAGGUCAUGGAUGACUUCUCUACCAGGGUGUGGGGCAUUGGCCAGGAGCCCAACCCUGUUCAGCUGCUGCAGGCAUAUAUAGCCACCAAGACAGAGAUGGGACAGCAGAUGAGCCCCUCGGAGCUGAGCCACCCUGUGCCCCUGUCCUUCGAGCCUGUCAAGAACUUCUUUAAGGAGUUUGUGGAAGCCAUCGGGAACACGUUGCAGACACCAAUGGACACUCGCCUGAAGGAAAACAUAAACUGCCAGCUUUCAAACUCCUCCAGCACCAAGCCAGGCGCCUUGUUGAAAACCAGCCCCUCGCCAGAGAGAGCUCUCUUCUUGAAAUACGCCCGUACGCCAACGCUGGACCCGGACACGAUGCACGCGCGCCUGCGCCUGUCGCCGGACGGUCUGACAGUCCGCUGCUCGCUGCUGGGUCGCCUGGGGCCGCGUCCCGCGCCGCGGUUCGACGCGCUGCGGCAGGUGCUGGGCCGCGACGGCUUCGCAGCCGGACGCCACUACUGGGAGGUGGACGUGCAGGAGGCCGGUGUGGGCUGGUGGGUGGGCGCGGCGUACCCGUCGCUGCGCCGCCGCGGAGCCUCCGCCGCCGCCCGCCUGGGCUGCAACCGCGAGUCGUGGUGCGUAAAGCGUUACGACCUAGAGUACUGGGCCUUCCAUGACGGCCAGCGAAGUCGCCUGCGGCCCCGCCGCGACCCCCACCGGCUCGGCGUCUUCCUGGACUACGAGGCCGGCAUUCUGGCCUUCUACGACGUGGCGGGUGGCAUGAGCCACUUGCACACCUUCCACGCCGCCUUCCAGGAGCCGCUCUAUCCAGCCCUGCGCCUCUGGGAGGGGCCCAUCAGCAUCCCUAGGUUGCCCUAAGGGAAAUCGGGCUUUCUUUUCCUAGGCUUGUCUCCAGUUGUCCCCUGUGCGCCCUGCCCCCCAACGAUGCCUUUAUAGUGCAUAUUCCUGAAAGGGGCACCCCGCUGCCUGUGUCUGGGAGACUAUCGUGCAGCGCCUAGAACCUCCUGGCACACAGUAGGCACACAGUAUCAGUGAAUGUCUCCCAGCAGGGGCAAGUAGUUCCCCUACAGUUUCCGUUUGAGCCAGCUGCUCUACAGCCACUUCAGCUUGUCCAGGUCGCCUUGAUCCAGAGCACCUGAGAGGGUUCUUGUCUGAGUCUGCAUCCUCUUGCUUCUUCAUCUUCUACACUAAAACCAGGGUGGGCAUCCUGAAACUUAGCUUGGCCUCUUGGGAUUAGAGGGAGGCUCUGUAAGAGCUACAAAAACAACACGGGAAGCGCUUUUCCCAUGUCAAUCUUUUUCAGACAUGCUCCGGUCAGAAGCUAGAUCACAGUUGCACCUUUGAACCAUUGUGCUUCCCACCAUAAAUAGGAAAACCGGCUCUCUGCCUGUGUCAGUUCUCAGGCAUAUCUGCCCCCAAGAAAUUCCCUCCCAAGCCCCCAAAAACAACAGAUUGGGCCUGCAAAUCCCUCCACCACACCCCCUCAGAAAACUAUUAGGCCUGUAAAUCUGGGACCUGUCACUCCAGUUACUUUCUAAGGACAUCCGUGUCCUUCCCUCCCAGGCACUUCCUGGGUGAUCAGUAGGUAGACUGCUACCCACAGGAGAGAAAACUACUGAGAUGGGUUCAAAGGGCAGGACAUACCUAACGGGAGAUGCUACAUCUUCGUCAUUCACAUGACCAGAGCUUUAACCACACCCUCCACUGCAGGAGGGGCCAGGCCAGGCAUCUCUUACUAGGUGCUGUUGAACAUAGUCAUACACUACACACACUUGACCCUUACAAACUGUUGUACCCCUGGCAGGAUUGGUACACGUGAAUCAGAUAACAGAAUCAGUGUUUCAGUCAGGAUCCACACUGCCUGCCAGGCUGUGCUGUGGAUGUGACAGCUCUUCUCCCUCAGUAUUUACCUCAGUUUUCCUUGGGGCAAACCUGCUUCUAGAAUGCCUUCAUUGGUCCCUGAAAUGAGGUUUCAUACCCUUCAGGCUGAGGGAUGAAAUCGUUUGAGGGGAUCUUAGCUUCCUGUCAGCUGUGUGGCCCCCAUAUGUAAAACGUGGGUCAGUGCCAGGUUUAAACAAGCCAAAUUGCCUUAAAAACUAUAAUGUCGAAUCAGGCUAGGAUUUGUUAGCACCUCCAAUAGAUUCUUUCUACCUUGUCGCAGUGCUGGACCACAGAUGGCCAGCAGCUGGGUGGCAGCCAAGGGAGCUAGCUGCCUUAAUAUUCUCAGGGGAGUCUCCUUGGCAUCCAUGCUGUUGACAGUACAAAGCAUACGUCUUCACGCUCCUGACUUUGUAGAAUUUACCUCAAAGGUACACAAUUGAUUUUCCCGGUGCUUGGUCUAGAACCAGUGGCCUUGCACAAGCUGAGCAAGGGCUUCAGGCCCAACAGGUGUUUGUAAGAAAAAGGCUUAGUCAAGGCCAGGGAAGUGGAGGACAGAAACCUCUGUGACAAGUUUUCUUUUUCUUACUUUGGUUUUUCGAAACAGGGUUUCUCUGUGUAGCCCUGGCUGUCCUGGAACUCACUUUGUAGACCAUGCUGGCCUCGAACUCAGCAAUCUGCCUGCCUCUGCCUCCCGAGUGCUGGGAUUAAAGGUGUGCACCACCACACCCAGCUCAGACAACAGCUUUCUAAUACAUGCUUUGUUUAAUAAAAUAGGAAUACUGUUCCUUGUAACUGUG